CUGUAGAGGGUCCCGGGGCCUUAUGUGACCUGUGUUUAGCUCAAGUGUGCAGCAGCCUGGACGUUCUGUGCAGCAGGCGAGCAGACGGCUCUAUGUGUCUCAGCUGGGCCCCACUUUUCCCACAGGAGAUGGCUGACCAGUUACUGCAAAAGAUGGGUACUUUAGGGUUACUGAAUGACACAACUGUUGGCAUUUUCCGAAACUGCAAAGAGCUCCGCCUGCGCCGAGCCACCCUCCGAUCCUGUCCAGUGUCCGCAAAAGCUUUUCGCCUGGCUCUCUGCCCUCACCGGCUCCAGGAAUUAGACGUCUCCCACGUCUCUUUGGGCCUUACUGGUGCUGACAUUGUCUCAAGCCUGACCUCAAACCUGGAAUGCAAAUCUAGCCUGCAUAGACUGUCCCUUAAAGGGCUACGUCUGGACUGGGGGUCUCUGGAGGAGGAUGAUGAAGGACAUUGUGUUGGUUUUAGUGCCCUGCGUGGUUUAAGGACGCUCAACCUUGCAAACACAGACCUGAUAGAUGCCAUCCUUGAGGAUAUCUGCUCUCUCCCUCAGCUGGAGAGUCUGGACAUCUCAUGCAGCUCUGUAACAAAGCUUACCGCUCUCCUUGAUUGCAAGAGCACCUUGAAAUCUUUGAUCGCACACCAGCUGCAGCAGCUGGACAUGUCGCCCGCCAGGUUGCUGUCUGUCCUUAGCCAGCUUCACGCUCUCAGGCAUCUGGACUUUUCAUUUGAUCAUUUUACUAUGGAUGACAGUGAUGGGGGGGACGGGGAUGAAACAGUGAGGCAGCUUCUGGAAGGGAGUCCUCAGGUCCUGCCUUGUCUUGUCUCUCUCGAUAUCUCUGGACGGAGGAGAGUCACGGAAGCAGCAGUCAGAGCGUUUGUGGAGGCCAGGGGUGGAUUGACCUUCCUCGGCCUGUUAGCCACCGGGACUAGCUCCUGUGAUGUUCUGUCUACACGAAAAGACCUUAAAGUAGCUGGAGAGGCUAAUGAGAACCAGCUGUGUGAGGCCCUGAGACGCUACAGAGACCGCGAGUGUUUCAUACGAGAGGCCCUCGUUCGUCUCUACAAUCUAAUCACCGACAUUGACAAACCGCGACCCGAUAUGCUAAAGUUAGUGCUCAGCGGGAUGCAGAACCACCCCACCUCCCUGCACGUCCACUUGGUGGCGACAGCGUGUGUGUUCAACCUGACCACUCAGGACCUAGCUGAGGCCAUGCCUGUCAGCCUGCUCAGCUGCACUGUCACCCAGCUGCUGCAUGCCAUGAAGACCUUCCCCAACCACCAACAGGUGCAGAAGAACUGUCUGCUGGCGCUCUGCAGUGAAUAUAUCCUUCAGGAUGUCCCUUUUGACAAGUAUUUAGCAGCCACGCUGGUGAUUAUCUGGCUGAGCAGCCACGAGGAUCCCACCCUCCAGAGGAUGGCCGUGGCUGUCAUCUCCAUUCUGGUGUCCAAGUUGUCCACAGAGGAGACCGCUCAGCUUGCUAAGGACAUCUUUAUUAUGAAGCAGCUGCUGGCAAUCGUGCAGCAGAAAGCAAUGGUGGGAGUGGUGGACUCCACUCUGAAGUUCGCCCUGAGUGCUCUCUGGAACCUGACGGAUGAGAUGCCCACUGCUGCUCGCAAUUUCAUCGAGUGCCAGGGCCUAGAGCUGUACGAGGAGGUUCUUGAGUCCUACUACACUGAACCUUCAAUUCAGCAGAAAGUGCUCGGCCUCCUGAAUAACAUCGCAGAAGUGGAGGCGUUACAGUCUGACCUGAUGGGGGAGGAUCUGUUGGAACACAUCCUAAGCCUCCUGCAGGACUCCCAGGUAGAGGUGGGGGUGCGGUACUUUGCAGGGGGGAUCCUGGCACAUCUCACUUCCAGACGCGAGGCCUGGACCCUGGAUGACGAGCUUCGCAGCACUAUACUGGAGCAGCUGCAUGCAUCCAUAAUGACAUGGAGUCAUCUGGAGAGAGAGAUGGUCUCUUACAGAUCCUUUCGUCCAUUUUUGGGACUGCUGCAGACUUGUCAGCCCUCAGGAGUGCAGCUGUGGGCAGUCUGGGCCAUAAAUCUGGUCUGCAGUCAAAACACUUCACAUUACAGCAGCAUGCUGGAGCAGGAGGGCGUGACUGAACUUCUGAAGGCUUUGGCUGCACACACUGACACACACAGGGACAUUAAAGGGUUUUCGAACAGCAUCCUGGGAAUGAUAGACCCACACCAGAGUCACCAAGAACCCUUACAAAAGCAGAUUGGGCCUCGAAACUCUUAACAAAAGUGAUUGAUUGGGGGCUCUGCGUUUUGCCUCAGAAACGCAAGACUUAAGGCUACAGAUAUUGACUUACAGUUAAAUAUAUUUUUGAUAUAGAAAGUAUGAACACAUUUUUUGCUGUUAACUUAUUUAAGAUUUUUUAGCUUGAAUCCUGAAACUAGUAGAGAUCUGUUUCUGUUGCUGAUAAAAUCAGUGUUUGUAUUCUGAGGUUGACUUUCUGUUGAAUUUGAACAAGCGUGACCUUUACAAAGUGUCCCUAAUAAACUGGAGCUUACAUUGUAAA
Molecule: messenger RNA, 2529 nt
Organism: Notolabrus celidotus (New Zealand spotty)
Lineage: Eukaryota; Metazoa; Chordata; Actinopteri; Labriformes; Labridae
Product: protein zyg-11 homolog
Exons: 13
Coding region: 93-2246 (717 amino acids)
Cellular component (GO): Cul2-RING ubiquitin ligase complex
Source: RefSeq, a predicted model, not a curated record